Molecule: messenger RNA, 1040 nt
Organism: Cottoperca gobio
Lineage: Eukaryota; Metazoa; Chordata; Actinopteri; Perciformes; Bovichtidae
Exons: 6
Coding region: 99-731 (210 amino acids)
Source: RefSeq, a predicted model, not a curated record
CAGCCCACUGUUACAGAACACUUUCCCCAGUUGCUUUGCUCUUGCUGGCAGGAUCCCUGACAUUAGUGUUGCUCUCUGGCUGCCUGCUGCCUCGAGAUAUGGCUGCACAGCUGGUUGUAGCUCUGCUGGCUCUCACCUCCCUGGGUGUCGCGUCUGAACUGGACUGCAAAGAGCUGGUUAAGCCCCUGGUACUGGACAGCCACAUCCCUGUCUAUGGGAAGUGGGUGCUCCAUGUUGGAUCGUGGGACCAGCCUGGCCUGAAGAACGACCUGGUGUCUGUGAACAGCUCCUGGGUGGAUCUGUUGGCUUCCUCAGACAGCGGAGUCCUCUCCAUCUACUGGUCCGACCGCCUUGAAGAUAAAUGCCUUCAGGGUGUAGCCAAUGCCACCAUCUCGGGGAUGACCAGUCACACCACUUUUAAUAUCAACGGUCACACUUCAUAUCAUGACGGGAAGUAUUAUGAGACCUGCUCUGACUGUCUCCUCUCUGAAGACACCACCCUCCUCCCUGACGGCAAGUCAAAGGGACGAUACCUUUUCCUCUUUACACGGACCGGAGCUCUUGAGCCAUCGGAGUUUGAGACCUUCAAGAAGCAGGCCGAGUGUCUUCAAUUCCUCCCAGAGUACCAUUUUGGAGGAACAGAUCUGUGUCCAGAUGACAGGGAGCCUGCUUUACCUGCUGAUGAUAAUACAGAGAAUGAUCAAACUGAUGUUCAGCCCAUUGCAAAGUAAAGCCGUGCACAGAGACGUCAUAGCCCUUUGAACAGCACGCACACACCCAAAUGCAUCCAGCUUAACAUGUAGUUUUGUAAUGUGACCUGCAUGUGCACUGAUUGAGCUGUGGAAUAACUUUUCCUUAGUCAUGGUUCAGUUGGUUUGUACUGUGUGUCUCUGCCUGCUAAGCUAUUUGACCUUUUAUGAUUUAGUUUAGGAAAUGUGACAUCUGGCUCAGAGCAUAUUCUGGCAGGUAACAAUCUGUGAAUAGUUGAGUAACAAUUUCCAACUGGUUGUGUGAAGUAAAUAAAGAUUUCAGCCUCCCUC